Molecule: messenger RNA, 1919 nt
Organism: Oryzias latipes (Japanese medaka)
Lineage: Eukaryota; Metazoa; Chordata; Actinopteri; Beloniformes; Adrianichthyidae
Gene: gja2
Product: gap junction protein, alpha 2
Biological process (GO): cell-cell signaling
Cellular component (GO): connexin complex
Molecular function (GO): gap junction channel activity
Source: RefSeq, a predicted model, not a curated record
AUCAGCGCUGACACGAGCACAGACAGGAGAGUUCAGCUGCAGGGGCUGCUUGAAACACCAGGUCUUGGUGAGGUCUGAGUGGACGGAAACUUCAUUUCUGUGCUGUAUUUUCCCGUGAGCUUUUGGAGAACAUGGCCUCUCAGAGAAGUGAGGAGGCUGUGUGACCUUUGAGAGAGAUGAAUAUUAACAGAGGUUUCUCCUAGUUUUGACGAGAGGACAUUGAUGAGUCACUAUGGGAGACUGGAACUUGCUGGGGAAGCUGCUGGAGAGCGCUCAGGAACACUCCACCGUCGUGGGUAAGGUCUGGCUCACGGUGCUGUUCAUCUUCCGCAUCCUAGUUCUGGGAACAGCCGCCGAGAAGGUGUGGGGUGACGAGCAGUCCGGCUUCACGUGUGACACCAAGCAGCCCGGUUGUCAGAACGUCUGCUAUGACAAGACCUUCCCCAUUUCUCACAUCCGCUUCUGGGUGAUGCAGAUCAUCUUCGUCUCCACGCCAACACUCGUUUAUCUGGGCCACAUCCUCCAUCUGGUUCGCAUGGAGGAAAAAGAGAACCAGAAGCUGAAGGAACUUGAAAUCCAGAAUGAAAACCAGCAGCAGCUGUUGAGCAAGGCAGCCAAGAAGACCUCAGUGAAAGACAAUCAGGGCCACGUCCGUUUGCAAGGUGCACUGCUGCGAACAUACGUCUUCAACAUUAUUUUUAAGACUCUGUUUGAAGUGGCUUUUAUAGUAGCUCAAUACUUCCUGUACGGGUUUGAACUGAAGCCUAUGUACACCUGUGACCGCUGGCCUUGCCCCAAUAUGGUGAAUUGCUACAUCUCCAGACCCACAGAGAAGACAGUCUUCAUUAUUUUCAUGCUGGGCGUGGCUUGUGUCUCUUUGCUGCUCAAUCUGGUGGAAAUGUAUCAUCUGGGUUUCACAAAGUGUCAUCAGGGUCUUCGUUACAGACGAUCCCGGGCCACAAAUGCAGCUCCCAAAUCCCCAAAUGAGGCUGUCCCACCUUUUGCUCCAAACUACACCUACCUUACCAGUCACACGCUGUCACACGAACCGUUCUCUGCAGAUUCCAAGUUCAACGUGGCAGAGCCAAACUCUGCCUACAACCCUUACAACAGCAAAGCAGUUCACAAGCAGAACAGAGACAACCUGGCUGUGGAGAGGAAAAGCAGAGCUGAAGGGGAUGAUUCAGAGAAGACCAAGUCCUCCAGUCCUGCCUCUGAGGCUCCUGCUGAAAGCCAGCGCAGAAACAGUCAAUCAAGCAAGCACAGUAACAACAAAAGCAGGCUAGAUGACCUGAAGAUCUGAGGAUCUUCUAUCUUUUCAUGCAAGUCUGAGGUCUAACUUUCUCGUUGUGAAAAUUGUGUUUGGAAAUUAAAACCAGCUGUAACAUCCACCAUUUUUUAUCUCAACAUUUAACAAGUGCCUGGUAGAGUUUCUGGGAUUUUGCUCGGAGUCUAUGAUGUGGGAGGUCUGUGAAAUGUACAUCGAUUUUUAGAAAGCAAGCAUCUGGUAAAAAUCAAGUCUCAAAUCUUUACAAGGACAAGCUAAGCCUUGGUUAGCAUUUCAAGAAAGCAAUUCUAACUUAGGGUUUAGCUGGUUCUUAAAACUCAGACAAAUGGUAAAUGGCGUAUAAUUAUAAAGCUCUUUACUACCGUCUUAGGAGACUCAAAUUGUUUUACAGUCACACUCCCAUCCAGCAAUACACACACACUCAUUGCGGCUCAGCUGCCAAGCACUGGCACCAACCUAUAACCACAAAGAGAAAUGUGGAGUUUAGUGUCUUACCCAAAGACACUCUGACACAUUGGGGAAACGGGUGGGAACCCAACCUACAAUCAUCUGAUCAGAGGUCGACCGCUCUACCUCUGCCGCCCCCGAAUUUACAGGGUCCAAAAGGAUGAAGAAGAUCAAAGUGAAAGAA